CGCUCACGAACUCGCAGUAAACUGAAGCGCCCCGGCGCGCUUUGUUGUGGGAGCAGCUUGGAGACGCGACGGCGCUGUGUCUGUGUGCCGGGGGCGAUGAUGCUUGCGUCGACGCCGUGCGGGGUUUGAACAAGGAGCGCGCCGUCGUUGUGCUGUGGUGUCUUUUCUGUGCGCGGCUUGUUGUUGACGCCGCCGGUGUUACAUCGUCAUCAUGGAUUUGAAACUCGGAUUGACCACGACACCGAACAGUGCGUGCCGCUUCGCCGCCUCACGCCUGCCGCUGCUGCUGCUCCUGGCGGCGCUGUCCUUGUGCGUCCUCGGCGUCCUGGGCCAGGACAACUUCUACUUCAGCCCGCAGCCGGCCGACGUGCGGGUGCGCAAGGGCGAGAGCGCCACGCUCCGCUGCGGCGUGUCCAACGCCGACCGCGUCGCCUUCCACUGGACGCUGGACGGCGAGCCCGUGCGCAACACGACGCGCCGCUUCCAGCAGGGCUCCGACCUGCGGCUCACCCGCGUCGACCCGAGCCUCGACAUGGGCGAGUUCCGCUGCAUCGCCACCAACGCCUCGUCCGGAUUCUCGCUCGCCUCGCAGGGCGCCCAGCUCAACAUACUCUGGAUCGGCGACCAGGUGAGCGUGGAGCUGCACAGCCCGUCGUCUCCCGACCAGCUGGCGGUGGGCGGCGAGCUGUCUCUGCGCUGUCGCGCCGAAGGGGUGCCCGAGCCGCAGCUCGAGUGGUUCCACAACGGCGUGCGCCUGUUCCGCAGCGAGCGGGUGUCGUUCCGCGGCCGGCGCUUCCACCUGGCCGCCCUGACGCCCGCCGACAACGGCGUCUACACGUGCGCGGCUUCCUCCGAGGCCGGCAUGGUGCGCAGCCGGCGGGGAUUCGCCCUGACGCUGGCCGGCGAGAACGUGCCCCGGAUCAGCACGCUGCCCAGCGACGUGACCGUGAAGCGCGGUGACGUGGCGAGGCUCGACUGCGUCUACGAGAGGGCCGCGGUCACCGAGUGGUACGCGCUGGACGGAGACGUGCCCCUCGGGAACACCACCAAGACCACGAUCCUGGGCAACUCGUCGCUGUUGGUGCAGAACGUGCAGAGCUCGGAUGAGGGCCUCUACCGCUGCGUCGGUGUGGGCCAGGACAAGAACGCCGCGCAGCAGUCCUUCGUGGCAAGGAUAAGCCUCGCCUUCCUGGAGGACUUCAAGCACGAGUCCAUCGAGCCCCCGCUUCCGGAGGACCGGACCGUGGUGGCGGCCAAGGGCGGCCAGCUCGAGCUGCUCUGCGUGGUGCCCGAGGGCCAGCCCCGGCCGCGGGCCUGGUGGGAGGACCCGUCGGGCCACACCAUCGGCGACAGCGGCCGCGUCAGGGUCUCCGGCACGCGGCUGCUCGUCGACUCGGCCAAGAAGGGCGACGCCGGCAACUACACGUGCGUCGCGCAGAACAUGGCGCACACGCGCCGCACCAGCGUCACGCUCUUCGUCGCCGUGGCACCAUCGGUGUCGUCGCACCCACUGGACUUGACGGUGGACGAAGGCGAGGAGACCACACUGACAUGCUCCUACACGGGCUCGCCGCCGCCCGUCACGCGGGUCACGUGGCAACACGACGACAGGCCGCUGCGCCCCGCCGGCAAUGGCGGCUCGGCGAACACGGACCCCAUCACGGCGGCAGUGAACGGCAAUGGCGGGCCGGGUCACCUGAAUACGUACCCCAACGGGACCCUGCACAUACGCAACGUGGGCCUGAGUGACUCUGGUGACUACUUCUGCAGCGUCAACACCACGGGGUUCCCCGUCCAAACGGCCAAGGUGGCCACGCUGCAAGUCAGGGAGCGGCUGAAGUUCGUGCCGGCGCCGGUGAGCCGCAACCUGGAGCUGGGCUCCAAUGCCAAGGUGUACUGCCGUGCGCGGGGCAGCCCGUCGCCCAUCGUGCGCUGGAUCAAGGAGCAGGAGGGCGGCCGCCAGCCUCCGUCGCUCGAGUGGCCGCCGCACAUCCGCGACGAGAACGGCACCCUGCGGUUCCAGGGGGUGCGCGCGCAGGACGCCGGGCGCUACACCUGCGUCGCGACCAGCACGCAGGGACUCAUCAACGCCACCGUGCGCCUCGACGUCAUCAUGAUGCCCCGGUUCACGGUGCAGCCGUCGCCGACACGAGCCGUGGAAGGCUACAGCGCCAUGCUUCACUGCAAGGCGACGGGUGACCCCCUGCCCACCAUCCAGUGGGACCGCAACAACGUGCUCAACAACUUCGACCCGCAACGCUACCGCGUCCUCGAAAACGGCUCCCUCUACAUUUCGGAGGUGCACCGCGACGACGACGGCAAGUACGGCUGCACGGCCGGAAACAGCGGCGGCCUGCGGCGCGUCGAAGCCAGCCUCGUCGUCCUGGACUCCGAGGGCUACUCAUCAGGCAGCCUGCCAGGCGUUGGUGACCCUGGUGAGAACACGAUGGCCAAGACGGUGACCAUCACGCUGGGAGCAGCGGCCAUUUACAUGAUGCUCGUCAUGGGACUCAUGAUCUGGUGCCGGUUCCGCCGAGCGCGCAGAAAAGCCAUGCUGCUGCUGCAGGUCUCCUCUGAAGUGGCCAAGCCCGACGACGACAUUGCACCGACCGAGAUGCGCGACAAGGCGGUCACUGUGACGGCGUCGGCGCGGGACUCGCUCGUGGCGCCGCAUGGUGGUGGCUGCGUGGUCGACGGCAAAGAUGGCAACGCCGCCGCUGAUGCGCUAUCACACAGCUCGGGCUCUCACUCACAGCACUCGAGGCGUAGUCGGAACUCGUAUGACAAGCUGCACUACCCUCGCCAGGACCUCCACACCAUGAUGCUGCUCGGUCGCGGCGAGUUCGGCGACGUCUUCCUGGCCAAAGCGAGGAACAUCAUCGAGGGCGAAGCCGAAACGGUGGUGAUGGUCAAGGCCCUGCACUCCCGCGAUGAGUGGGCACACGCCGACUUCAAGCGCGAGAUGGACAUGUUCCACAAGCUGAGCCACGAGGGCAUCGCGCGCCUGCUGGGCGUCUCGCGGGACGUCGAACCCUUCCUGGUUAUCAUGGAGUACACCGACUGGGGCGACCUCAAGCAGUUCCUGCUGGCCACUCAGAAGGACAGCCAGCGCAAAGGUCCUAAGCCACCGCCUCUGAACCAGGCGCAGGCCAUUGGCGUCUGUCAUCAGGUGGCACUUGCAAUGGAGCACCUGGCCAACCACCGCUUCACGCACCGGGACCUGGCUGCGCGCAACUGCCUCAUCACCUCGCGGGUCGACAUCAAGGUCAGCUGUCCGGCGCUGUGCCGUGACUCGUAUGUCGCCGAGUAUGCUAUGCACCAGAACCGCUCGGUACCCAUCCGCUGGACGCCCGGCGAGGCAUUAUUCGAGGACGAGUGGUCCACGAAGAGUGACGUCUACUCCUUCGCCGUGCUCGCCUGGGAGGUCUUCACCCAGGGCCUGCUGCCACACGCAGACAAGGACGACACGACGGUGUUGAGGCUGCUGAAGAGUUCCGAGCUACGCUGGACGGCACCUGCGAGCGCCCCGACGCCAUUCGCUGAGCUCCUGGACCGCUGCUGGCAGCGGUCACCACGCGACAGGCCUUCUUUCUCGGAGGUUGCCGUCAGGAUUGGCGAGAUCUUCGUGGACAGCAACGUCUGAAUGCCGCAUGCAUUGUGCUACCUUGUUCGGCAUCCUUAUUCGAUAUUCAGGGUCAUUCAGAGCAGUAGGCCUAAUUAGGAAAGGGAGGGGCGAUGGUGGCGCAGGCUAUUUCGAUGGCCACGGUAGGAGUCAUGGCAGCUUCAAUCUAUUGCUAUCACCCAAAGGUAGGCCUUCCUUCUCAAAGGUCACUGUCAAGAUUAGCGACAUUUUCGCAGACAGCGCCAUCUGGAGGCCACAUACAUCAUCCUGUUUUGCCUCGUGUCCAGAUUCAUGGUCAUUCAUAUUGGUGGGUCCACUAUUUCAGGUACAUCAUCAAUGUCAAAGACUGCUGUAUGGAUGUGAGAGACAUUGUGUAGAUCUCUAGGGCUACCUGUAUGGCCUUUCUAUUUAAUUCAUUCAAGGUAUAGCCAUACAGAGUACUUUUGCUGAGGUCGAGGAGGGAGGGGGGUGUAGUUGCAGAAGUACUGUUGGCUUGAGGUGAACAACUUAUCUGAUACAUUUCUGCAUUAUGAAUGUGGGUGCCACUUGAUUUUUCUCUCGGUUAUGAACACUUAUUAAGAAUGAUCUAAUGUGUGAGUUCAAGUAUCAUGAGAAAUUUAGAUAGGUUUAUUCUCAAGAAGUCUGCCUAGCACUCACAAACACCAGAAGAGCUGGGAUCAGGUUACUACAGUUACCCUGUCUUUCUGCUGCCAUUGAAACUUGUUUUAGACACUUCAUUUAUUAAGUGACACAAUUUUGUAGGAUAUUUCAGCAAACAAAUUACUGCCACUUCAGGUAGCCUAAACUGCUGUGCUGAAUAUAAAACCUAUUAACAUAAGGUCCUAGAACCUUUUAGUAAAGACAAAUAUGUCAUCCUUAAAUUGGAAAUAAACACCAAGCAUGUGUCAGAAUCUUAAUGUUAAGCUUAAACUAAAAAUUUAUUGAUCAUGAAAAUGUGGCAAAGCAUUUCAGCAGCUUAAAGAUGGCUGUGUUAAGCACGAAACAGAACAAGCCCUUUUUGGCAGCUUUUAUUGAAGCUUGUGAAGUUGUAUUGCAAUAUUCUACAAGAGCGCAGACAUGUCUUUACUCACUUUUUACAAGGUAUAUGAUGUCAUUUGUCAUAGUGUGUUUUACAUGUAUUUAUAAGAGGACAUCUUGCUUGACAUGGAGGCUAAAGAACUGCCAACUAUGCUUGCCAAAAAAACACAAAUGUCAACCAAAAUGCCCUUUGACCAACGAACUAUCUUGUCACAAUGACACUUUACACAAUGUUUUAUAAGCCUUUUAUGUCUUUACACGUUUUGAUACCUAUUAUUUGUCUCAUUGCGGACAGAUUUGUUUAGUGUACAAAUGGAUGUCUAAUAUCCAUCCAUCAUUUCCUGUCUUUUGGCAAGUUAUCCAUGCGAAGUCCAACGAUCCUGGGCUAGUCAUGUCUAUUCACCACACAUGACAUUAUACAGAACAAUGUGGUGCUUUUUAUAAAUGUUGGACAGUGCUUUUUUACAUGUGGAGAAAAAUAUACAGUUCUACACUCACUGUGCGUGAUGUAUAUUACAGCUUACAUCAUGAUUAUAUGCAUGACAUAGAAUGGUUGAGUACAUAAUAUACACAAUGAGUAGUCUUUUCAUAUAAAGUAUGGUGCAUGUGUGGAAAUGACUUUUCAGCCCUUAGGGUUAUGGCCAGGUUACCAAUGCUGAAUCCUACUAGCUGACAAUAAUCAUUGCCUGCAUAAUAACCAGCGUAUUUCCUACCAAAUUUCAACCUUCGUGCUAGGACGUGAAUACUGUUGUUUGCUUGUGGGCAUCUUUAUUACAGAGCUUAGAAAAAAAAAAGAAAAGAAACUUCAUGGGUGGCUGUCAACACAGCAAGUUCUAUAGUUAUAUCAUACCAUGAAUGACAACCAGGCAUCAGAUGUUUGGCUGUGCAAUUUCACAAGUUGACUUGCAUAAGCAUAACAUCAGUUGAUUGGCUAGAUGGUUCAUACUAACUAUACUUCUGAAAACCAUGUGUUGUCAACAUAUUCACUUUCCAAUGGGAACGCAGCAUGAACAUGCUGACAAGUACACACUUCUACAGCCACAGCAAAAGAGGCAGUGCCUGUCCUGUAUCAGUCCUUGUGUCCGUUUUGGAAGAACAGGGAUAGCAGUGUCAGUGUCCUGUUUGCCUUUGCUUGUGCCAAAUUUCUCGGCAGAGCUGAACACGCAAGAAGCCUUUGAAUGCAGCAGUGUAUCACUAGAAACAAAAGCUUGCGGACCACAUGAAAAAUGCAUACAGCUCAGAAAUGACUAGUACUGACAAGCUGGAAUGACAUGCUAAUUCGAAGAAACAAAAUAAUAUGCGUAUUUGCUUAAUUACAUCAAAUUGCAUUACAUGAUCCUUGCAUAACUGGGCGCUUUAUUUGAUGUAGCCCCAAAGCUAAACGUCUGUGAAUGAAUCACACACAUGGUGACAAUUAUCGAAAGAGAAAAGUAUGAUCUCUAAUUUAUUUUCUCUGGAUUUUGCUUCACUCGAGAGUAAUGUCGCAUCCCAAAGUUUGCUGUACAACAGUGGCAUUCCACGCUUCAAUUACAGCUUGCAUGCUAAGAUGAUGGAGAAAGUAUGUUUUAAUCGCAUGCCCAGUUCACAAAGUUUUGUCCCUUACUGCGCAUGAUACCAACUCGUUAUCGGAUUCUCUGCUAGCUAGAAAUGAUUACCGCCUGUAGGUGCGAGCAGCUCGCUCACUGUCACAAAGUCAUCUCCAUACAAUGAUGUACGUUUCAUUGAUGAAUAUACUUGUUGAAGCAUCUAACGACAUCGAAUAGUAUGCUGGUUCAUCCACGCACUGAACCCUGCUGCUGUAUUUAUUGUCAUCAACUUAGAUUUCAUACACCUAUAGGAACAAAUAAUUUGACUUUUAUGCUACUCAUCCGUAGACACCUAGUAUUGUGAAAUGUUUAAAGACAUUUCAAGGUAAAAUUUUUUUGCCUGGAGACAACAUUCUGGUUUCAUUUUUUCCACUGCUUAGUGUGUAAAAUGUAUGUUUGCAUGCCGAGAACAAUUUUCGUCAGUUAACUUUGUCAUUCUGGUAUGGAUGAGUCAUUUUUUAAAAUAAAAAUUUAUUUAGUUGCCCUCACAUGUGAAUUUGAGGUUAGGUUCAUUAUAACAGAAUACCAAUUUGUCAUGAAACAUCACUGUCUUGAAAAAAUGCUUGACAUCUCUAGCAAUGAUAAGAACAUUUGCAGGUUUUUGUUAUAUGCAUAUGUUUCUUGUAAAGUUGGUUUGCUGUAAUUAAGACAGAACCCAUCUAUACCACGCUGAUGGCAUGUAUUUGCAUUGUCAUGGCCACAAAUUUGGACGAUUGCUGACACCGUAAAAGACUGCUCUAGUUGUUCCAUCCAGUUAUCUUUAUGGUGCUGUGGAAUCCAUAAAUGCAGUACUCAUAUUGGAUCAUCCGUGUUGUGUGCAAGCCAUUUGUCAUGUUUCUAAAAUAUUUAGGACACCACAGUGUCUCAAAUUUUUAAUUUUUGUCAGCACUUUCUUCCACAAAACUGCAGAGCUUAUAUGUUUAUUAGCCUUGCCGUUUCUCUUCAUAUAUGCUGCUUUUGUUUAGUAUGUUUCUUCCAAAAACCGCCCUGGCUUGAUGUCAUGUGUCGCGGAAAUCUUUACGUGCCAGUAUUCAAGGCCGUUUCAAUGUGCGGGGCUGUGGACAGAAGGGGUCACAGGCCACUUAACCAUAGCUACCCAAAUGAUGCACAUAGAAAUGAGCAAAAUAAAAUGCAGAGAACUAUAUAUGCUUGCUAUUAACAUAGUUGUGCUUCUUAUUCAAGUUAACUUCCUAAUCUCUCAAUGCUUACUGCAAUAAAUCAAUGUCAAGGAUAUGUCUUCUAGGAACAGCACCUAAAUGUGCAGCCUUGCCUCAUUAUUCACUUCACUAAUGGACUGACAAUGAGCCUCAUGACCUCUUUAUUAGCUGAUGCGUUACAGGAUACAUUUUUGUUUCCCAUAAUUCCUUUUCCUCAAAUAGUUUUUUUUUUUUUCACAUAAAGCAAAAGUUACUAUGAGCUAUGAAUGGAUGUGAAUGUUUCAAAAAAGGAGAAAAUGUAAAGCGAUUGGCAUUCAGUGAACCCAAUCUGGUUUUGAGAAGAAUCGGUUCUUUCUUUGUACAUACGUAAUCACUCAAAAUUUCACGGUACGGUGGAAUGUUUGUCGUUCACAAGCAAGCUUGCUACCAUAAAGGCCUACAAAAUUUAAAGCUUUUCAGCUAACUAUGUCACAAAUGGUAUAAGAUAGCAUUCGAACAGGCACACUUUACAUGUUUUACAUCUGAUACAAGGCAAUAGAAUUGACUACUACUUCAAAAGUGUUUGUCAUUCACGAAAAAAUGUUUGAGAUUGUAAAGACUUAACAAGACAUAACUCUAAGCUCAUAAUAGGCAAGAAUAGCCAGUGAUCAACAUGGUAAGCUCAUUCUUAACUUGUCAAUCGGUGCAAAGAAAUAGAAGUGAUGGGAGCAUUCUACAUGUUGAACAUUCACAUGGGAGGCAUUGACUGCAGUGAACUCAGUCUUGGGCGGCUGCUAUAGUGCUGUUUGAACCGCUGAUGGUAAUGUAGACGAUCACUGGUCUCUUUGUGCUGCUUUUAUGCUUUUCCUGCCAGUUUAUCAUUCAAGUGCUUUAUUGCUAUAAUGUAUAGUAGCAUAAAAUAUAACUUCACCUUAUACAUGUGUGGCUUUCUGUGCUUGUUUUGGACAUUUGUGUGAAGCGUCAUCCACCUGUGAUCAUUCACGGGCCAACUUUUUUGUUUGUAUGUACGUGCACACAUUAUAAAUAUCCUGAGGUUGUGUGACUGCUGUGUGUGCUGUAAAUAGGUGAGCAGCCUUGGAGAAUUUCUUUAGAAAAUAAAUAUUGCUAGAAAAGUGAA
Messenger RNA from Dermacentor silvarum, 8520 nucleotides. RefSeq names its product inactive tyrosine-protein kinase 7-like. Gene Ontology annotation, cellular component: axon; plasma membrane. Lineage: Eukaryota; Metazoa; Arthropoda; Arachnida; Ixodida; Ixodidae. The transcript has 13 exons. The coding region runs from base 212 to 3643 and encodes 1143 amino acids. The record is from RefSeq and is a predicted model, not a curated record. Gene Ontology annotation, molecular function: ATP binding; cell-cell adhesion mediator activity; protein tyrosine kinase activity. Gene Ontology annotation, biological process: homophilic cell-cell adhesion; dendrite self-avoidance; axon guidance.